CAGGUAACUCCCUCCGCGUAUUCGUGUUUUCGAGUCUCUUCAAUAUUGAUGGAGGGAGCGAGAUCGGAUCCCGUCGCGCGUCUUCAAACUUCCCCUUUUUUUUUUAACUUUGUUCUUCCCUUCGCCUUUUAGUUUAGUUGUCUUUUUCUCCGUCGCCGGAGGGAAUGCGACCCCUCCGAUCGCUCGCUAAGCCCUCGGAUUCCAAAGUCUUGGCGGCUCCAGAUCUCCGGAACAGAUUUGAAGCCCUUCUCAUGGAGUGGUGGAAACUGGCUUUCUAGAACUGGAAAGGUGUUGAGGAGAUGAAAGGCGUGUCCUGGGGCCUGAUUAUAGGGGUGACAAUAGGGGUGGUAAUUGGGGUGCUUUUGGCUGCAGCUGCUCUCCUGUGCAUUAGAUUUCGCAAGAGGCGUGCACCGAUAGGGAGUAGCAGUUCAAGGAGGGCUUCGACCAUCCCCAUCCGUGCCAAUGGUGUUGACACUUGUACAGAACUCUCAGACUCGACAGCAGGUCAGGAGUCCCCCAAAUUUGCUGAGGAAAGGGGCAUGUCCUCGUGGCCGGAGGGACCUAAGCGAAAGAAUUUGGUCUCAGUUUCUGGGAUUCUCAAAUACUGUUACAGGGAUUUGCAAAAAGCAACUAGUAAUUUUACAACAUUGCUAGGCCAGGGAGCAUUUGGUCCUGUUUAUAAAGCUCAGAUGCCCACUGGUGAGACAGUUGCUGUCAAGGUGCUUGCUACUCAUUCUAAGCAAGGCGAGAAGGAGUUUCAAACUGAGGUUCUACUUCUUGGCAGAUUGCAUCACCGGAACCUUGUCAAUUUGGUGGGGUAUUGUUCUGAGAAAGGCCAGCAUAUGCUAAUAUAUGAGUACAUGACUAAUGGCAGCCUUGCUUCUCACUUGUACAGUGAAAAGCAUGAAGCAUUGAGCUGGGACUGGAGGAUUAAUAUAGCUCUAGAUGUUGCUAGAGGCUUGGAGUAUCUUCAUGAUGGGGUAAGCUCUCAUAUCAUAUCACUAGCAGAAAAUAAUGGAGAAAGUAAGAAGUACAGUAAAGCUUUGUUUCUUUUGCUCGUUCUUAUGCAGGCUGUUCCACCUGUAGUGCAUCGCGACAUCAAGUCUUCAAACAUUUUGUUGGACCGGUCCAUGAGAGCUAGGGUUGCUGACUUUGGGCUUUCACGAGAAGAAAUGGUUAGUCGUCAUGCAUCUAAUAUCAGGGGAACUUAUGGUUACCUUGAUCCUGAGUAUGUAUCGUCAAGGUCAUUCACGAAGAAAAGUGAUGUAUAUAGCUAUGGCAUUUUGCUUUUUGAGUUGAUCACAGGCAGGAACCCGCCACAGGGUCUUAUGGAAUAUGUUGAGCUUGCUGCGAUAAAUUCUGAGGGAAGAGCUGGGUGGGAGGAAAUAGCAGACUCCCGAUUGGAUGGUAUAUUCGAUGUUCGAGAACUCAACGUAGUGGCAGCCCUUGCAUACAAGUGCAUCAGCCGAAUCUCCAGAAAGCGACCAUCCAUGAGAGACAUGGUCCAAGCACUGACACGUGUUGUAAAAGCAAGACACGGCAAGAGGCAUCGCAGCGAGCGAUCAUUGCCUUUCAUGGCAGAGGAAGAAUCCACAGAUCAAGAACCAUCAGAUCUUCGGACUUCGAUUUCUGAACAUCAGAGAGGGGAGUCCAUUGAUAGCCUGUCUGAUCUGCCUGAUGUUUGAUAGAUUUCUCCAUUCAUUUGUACUUUUCUUUUUUGUGUUCUUUUGCUGUUGAUAGUUUUGUUCAUUACAAAUGAGCUGUUGUAAUUUUGAAGGUUGAUGGGUUGGGACUUUGAAAGGUUCAUGGAUUUUAAUUUCUUUGUAAUGUUAGCCAUUUCUACAAUCAUUGUUCAUCUGCAAGGAAAGAUGGAAAGUGGUGUUGUUUCAUGGUUGUGACUUACUUCCAGUGUGCAAUCAAGUGACAUAUCUUAUAUGCUCUUC
Molecule: messenger RNA, 1943 nt
Organism: Phoenix dactylifera (date palm)
Lineage: Eukaryota; Viridiplantae; Streptophyta; Magnoliopsida; Arecales; Arecaceae
Product: calcium/calmodulin-regulated receptor-like kinase 1
Biological process (GO): protein phosphorylation
Molecular function (GO): protein kinase activity; ATP binding
Source: RefSeq, a predicted model, not a curated record